This is a messenger RNA of Cylindrotheca closterium, 1077 nucleotides long. The record is from the annotation of a GenBank genome assembly. NCBI's taxonomy places the organism in Eukaryota, Bacillariophyta, Bacillariophyceae, Bacillariales, Bacillariaceae.
AUGCAUCCUCUUCAACCUUGUUUCGAAAUCCUGAAAGUUCUCAUCCAACGUAUUCUUUCUGUUUUGACAAAGAUACUUCGUCUGGAUAGAAGGAACAAAAAAGAAGAAGUUGGGCUUGCAAAGGUGCAAGUGUACAUCCUGAUGGGUCAGUCAAAUAUGCUGGGUGAAGGAAAAGUACAUGGUGACAAAGAUGGAACUUUAGAGUACGCUGUGAUGACUAAAGGUUUGUACCCUUAUUUGAUCGACGAGGAAAAGCAUUGGGUCACCUCGAACACCGUUCGCAAUGUUCGUGUCAUGGAUGCACGUGAUGGAAAGAUGCAUGUUUACAACAACGAGUUCCUGAAUGCAAGCCGAUCUGACACAAUUGGACCAGAACUAGGGAUCGGAAAGAUGAUGGAAAAGGCAUCGGAUGCUCCAAUCUUACUUCUCAAAAGUUGCAUCGGUAAUCGCAGCCUUGGAUGGGAUUUGCUUCCUCCUGGCAGUACAAGGUACGACUUCCACGAUAGGACAUAUGCAGCAUAUGGAGAGUGCCCGGCAUAUUGGGACAAAGGAGCACCGAAACCUGACCCGACUGCUGACUGGUAUGCCGGAAAACAGUAUGAUACGGAUAUUGCUAAUGCGAAAUCUGUCUUGAAUGAGUUGGACAAGUACUACCCCAAUGCUACAAACUACGAAGUAAAGGGCUUCUUCUGGUGGCAAGGCGAUAAGGACCGCUACGAUGACUCCUAUGCAACCUUUUACGAGCACAAUCUUGUUCGUUUGAUUGGUCAAUUGAGGACCGAGUUCGCCGCACCAAACGCAAAGUUUGUACUUGCAACGCUGGGGCAAACAGAUCAGGGAAAUGCAAGUGGAAAUGAAAAGCUUUUGUUGGAUGCCAUGUUAGCAGUAGAUGGUAAUGCAGGCAAGCAUCCUGAAUUCAGGGGAAAUGUUGCUACUGUUUAUUCACAUCCGAUGAGCAAAGGCGGUUCAUCGAACGGUCAUUACAAUGGUAAUGCUGAAACCUAUCAGAAUGUUGGGGAAGCGAUGGGGAAUGCAAUGACAGAGCUUGGCAAUAGCGCAACAAAAUUGGAAGUUUAG